Molecule: messenger RNA, 2207 nt
Organism: Tuber melanosporum (Perigord truffle)
Lineage: Eukaryota; Fungi; Ascomycota; Pezizomycetes; Pezizales; Tuberaceae
Exons: 8
Coding region: 87-1958 (623 amino acids)
Biological process (GO): regulation of mRNA splicing, via spliceosome
Cellular component (GO): nucleus
Molecular function (GO): zinc ion binding; mRNA binding
Source: RefSeq, a predicted model, not a curated record
CUCGUACACACUUUCCACCCUCCGCCCUUCAUCUACAAUACCAAACCUCAACUACAGUGCGUGAUCUAACAAGCAGGCUUUUCAUCAUGUCUUAUCGUGGGAGUGGUGGAGGAAUUACCGGAACAAAUAAUAUUCCUCUUGGAAACCGCAGAAGAUUUGGCGGCGACGGAAGCACUGGAAGCAAUGACUCCCCAUCGCCAGCAUCUGGAGGCCCAUCUUUUCGGGACGAACAAGGAGGAAGUGGCUUCGCCGACCAUAAGCGUGGAAGGUCGCCUAUUCGUUCCGAUCCGGAUGGACCAAAAAAGAGAAAGAAGAAGAAUCGCUGGGGCGAUCAGACGGACAAUAAAGCAGCCGGUUUAAUGGGUCUUCCGACCGCUAUUUUUGCUACAAUGACAAGUGAGCAGUUGGAGGCCUACGCCCUUCAUCUACGUAUUGAGGAGAUCUCCCAGAAGCUCAGGAUUAACGAUGUUGUUCCGGCUGAUGGUGACCGUUCGCCAUCCCCACCUCCGCAAUAUGACAACUUUGGUCGUCGUGUCAAUACUCGGGAAUACCGUUAUCGCAAGCGCCUUGAAGAUGAACGUCAUAAACUAAUCGAUAAGGCAAUGAAAGCCAUCCCCAACUAUCACCCUCCGAGUGAUUAUAGGAGACCCACAAAGACACAGGAGAAAAUCUAUGUACCAGUGAACGAUUAUCCAGAGAUUAACUUUAUUGGACUCUUGAUUGGACCUCGUGGCAACACCCUCAAAAAAAUGGAGACUGAAUCUGGUGCCAAGAUCGCCAUUCGUGGGAAAGGAUCUGUAAAGGAAGGAAAGGGUCGUUCCGAUGCUGCCCACACCUCUAACCAAGAAGAAGACCUCCACUGCCUUAUCAUGGCAGACACUGAAGAGAAGGUUAACAAAGCCAAGAAGCUUAUCAAUACCAUCAUUGAAACUGCUGCGUCGAUUCCCGAGGGUCAAAAUGAGCUUAAGCGUAAUCAGCUUCGUGAGCUCGCUGCUCUCAACGGUACUCUUCGUGAUGAUGAAAAUCAAGCCUGUCAAAACUGCGGUCAAAUUGGCCAUCGCAAAUACGAUUGCCCUGAGCAACGCAACUUUACCGCCAAUAUUAUCUGCAGGGUUUGCGGCAACGCAGGGCAUAUGGCCAGGGACUGUCCCGAUCGCCAGAGAGGCCAGGACUGGCGCAACAAUGACAGAGGUGGCCGUGGUGGUGCUGCUGGUGGCUUUGGUAGACCUGGGGCUGCUGGUCUAGGGCAAGGUGAUGCUGUGGACAGAGAAUAUGAGCAACUUAUGCAAGAGCUUUCUGGAGGCUCUGCACCUGCGAUUGGCGGUGCUACUCCGCAAGGCCGUAUCGAAGCUGGCCCAGGUGGUCCGGACGGUGGUUAUGGCGGUCGUGAGAGUUAUGGAGGAGGGGCAUACGGUCGCGACAAUCAAAAUGACCAGGAACUUGGCCCCGAUGGUCGUGCCCUGAAGCCGUGGCAGCGCGGACCCACUGGAGGACCCGCCCCGUGGCAGAUGGGUGGGCGCGGACGUGGUGGAGCUCCUGGAGACAGCCAUACCCCUCCCACAAAUGCCCCAACAGGACCAAGUGGCGCACCUUGGCAAUCUCAAUCCCAUGGACCGCCCACUGGACCAGCAUCCUCUGCUCCUCCUCCAUGGGCUGGAACGCACGGUAUCCCGCCACCCCCACCUCCUGCGAGCGCUGCCCCCCCUCCAUGGGCUUCUGGUGCCCCCGGGGCUGCUCCAGGUAUGAGUUAUGGUGCUUCUCCCUAUGGUGCUCCUCCCGGAGGCUAUGGCGCCCCUCCACCGCCCCCACCUUCGUUCGGUAUUCCACCACCUCCACCACCUCCCGGAAACCCGCCUCCACCACCACCAUCUUCCUUAGCCCCGCCACCCCCGCCGCCUCCGCCCCCACCAUCCUCCAACGAGCCUCCCCCACCUCCUCCCCCUUCACACUACCGUUAAGACCAUUCAGCACGGCCACUUUGAGACAGAAUGAAGGGACAGGAUUAAGGGGAGACUAUUGUUGGAGGAAAGAUGGGAACAAACUUGUAAUACUGCUGUGAUUUUUCUUGAUUUUUUUUUUGUAACGCCUAGAAAAGGGGCUAGGGUGAAGGGGUUGCAGGUAAUUUCAAGCAAAAAAGGACUGGCUAACUUGUUGACUGUUUUGUUGUUCUGUGUUUCUUACUAAAAUUGGCAAUCGAAUUUCUGUGA